This is a messenger RNA of Drosophila nasuta, 1162 nucleotides long. It is a transcript of the gene mRpS35, whose product is annotated as mitochondrial ribosomal protein S35. Lineage: Eukaryota; Metazoa; Arthropoda; Insecta; Diptera; Drosophilidae. Gene Ontology annotation, cellular component: mitochondrial small ribosomal subunit. The record is from RefSeq and is a predicted model, not a curated record. Gene Ontology annotation, molecular function: structural constituent of ribosome. Gene Ontology annotation, biological process: mitochondrial translation. The coding region runs from base 108 to 1091 and encodes 327 amino acids. The transcript is spliced from 2 exons.
UCGUCGCGGUGAAUGGCAGUUGCUACACGCUUGGUUUACGUAAACUUUUUAAUUGUGGAAGUUUUCAAUUAAAAUAGUGGUAACAAGUGCAAUUGGCCAACUCAACAAUGGCGGCUAAUCUAACACGUUUGCUGGAGCAUAAGUUACAGACCAGCAGUGCAGUAACAGCCCAACGUUGUGUCCGCUUGUUCAGCACGCAGCAGCAGCAGUCAGAAGUCAAUGAUGAUGAGGAGUUCCGUGUGCUGAAUCUGCGUACUGUUAAGCAGCAAGCACGCCGUCGCGAGAUCAAGAAGGAUGCAGUGCAGCCGCCACGCACCUCCCGCAUGGCUGUGGAUCAGGAUUGGACUGCUGUGUGGUCGGGACCACGCUCCUUCCACCCGGCCAGUGUGCCGCUGCCAUUGCGUCAGGGCUACACGGAGCGCGGUGCGGCGGCGCCAUCGAAGUACGCUAACGCCGAGUUGAUGAAGAUACCCAACUUCUUGCAUCUGACACCGCCGGCUAUCAGACAACAGUGUGAGGCCAUCAAGAAGUUCUGCACGCCAUGGCCUAAAGGCUUGGAGACGGAGGCCAAAUGGAAACGCCACUUUCCCAUCGAGGUGCUGAGCACAGAUUAUUGCCACAGUUUACCCACAAUAAGGCAUCCAGAGGCACGUCGUGUGACCAUUACACUGAAGCUAUCUGAUCUGCAAUUCGAUGCACAUGCCAAAGAUAAGUUUCUGCGUCUGGUGGGCGAACGUUACAACCAGGAGACGGGUGUGCUGACCUUCGUCACGGAUCGCUGUCCGACGCGCAAGCAAAACUAUGAUUACGCUUUGUAUUUGCUGACUGCCUGUUAUCAUGAAUCAUUUGUGACGGAGCCAUGGGAGGACACCAAAUCGGAGGCGGACAUGGAGGAGUAUCACUUUGAGCGCAAUCAGGCCAAAAAGUCAGCAGAGGCAAUUUUAAAUUGGAAUUCAAAAGCGGAGCAAAAAGUUGCUGCCAGUCCGAGUUACGCUACAAGUGUAGAGCAAUUGAUCAAUGAGGGCGAGAACGAGUACAACUUGGCCAAGUAUAAGGAGGAAGUGCUCAAAAUGUUGAAAAUAACUGUCUAAAUAAGCAUUUGCACAUUACUAUUUGUUAUUAACGAUAUAAUAUGAAAAUAAACAACACAGUAAACUACAAA